This is a messenger RNA of Suillus bovinus, 4088 nucleotides long. Its product is annotated as RNA dependent RNA polymerase-domain-containing protein. Gene Ontology annotation, cellular component: nuclear RNA-directed RNA polymerase complex. Gene Ontology annotation, molecular function: RNA-directed RNA polymerase activity. The record is from RefSeq and is a predicted model, not a curated record. Gene Ontology annotation, biological process: siRNA processing. The transcript has 14 exons. NCBI's taxonomy places the organism in Eukaryota, Fungi, Basidiomycota, Agaricomycetes, Boletales, Suillaceae. The coding region runs from base 405 to 4031 and encodes 1208 amino acids.
CAGCCUACGAUGAGUUCCAACGGGUGCGUUACUCUUGCUUGCGAUCGUUAGACAUCCUCAUAUAAUUUUCUUAGAUACAAAAUGGUAAGUCGGGUGCAUACUUAAUACAAUGCCUCUGGGGCCUGAGGCGUUUGCAGGCAUACCGUACAAGUAGCAAAUGCUACUCAAGAGUCAAUGGAUAGUAUCGAAUUUAGAUAUAGAAAUAUUCUACCUCUUGCCUUCAGCCGUAUUUAAACAAGGGUUGGAUAGUUUCUACCAACAAUGGUGGAGUGUGGUCAAACUCAACGUUCCAGAACAAUUCAGAGAUCUAUAUUUAGCACCCGAGCUUCGACUAGAAUCGUGGCUGAACUCUGCUUAUCGAUCAACCAUCUAUCAUUCUUCCCACUUGUGCCCUCAUUAUUUUCAUGGAGUUCAUCAUCCGAAACGUAGACUUUCAAGCCACUGAAUAUGAAGUCACAAAGAAGAUAGCAGAGGUUUUGCACGCGUGCCCCGGUCCAUUUGUGUCGGAUGCCGAUGCGCAGCAGCGUCCCAUCAACUUUAGAGUCAUGCUCGAAAAGAAUGAGUGCGGAGGCGUCCGUAACAAAGGCUUCGGGUCACUCAGACUGCCCUCUAAGCACGUAGGGCUGAAAUUCCGUCGGCUUGUUGACGGCGAAGAUGGUGUCACCAUCAAGGUCGGCAAAAAGCGUCUGAAAUUCAUCCCUACCACCAAGCACAUCCCAAACAACAUACUAGUCACCCUCGAAAAGGCUCCAUAUGUGGAUCCUGAUAUCGCCCAGAAACGACAGGAGAAGAUCGAUGCGUUAAGUUCAGACUUUCGAAUCGCUAAAGUGCAAAUUGGCAUAUUUUAUCGCCCUAGAGGUGCAAGCCUAUCAGAUCCACGUGCCUUCAGCGUGGAAUGGCAAUCCGAUCUUCUUAACGGACUUGGGUGGUUGAACUUCGAAUAUGAGCACAAACUGAUCCGUGCGAAGAUUGGUGAUCCAGCGCGAGGAGAACUGUUAUACAGCCUGAUCGUUACCUUCGCCAAUAUCAACAAAAUGGCUGUGGGUCGUGAUUUUGGUAAUCAAUACGUAUGCUUCGAUCUGUUCACGCCACCCAUUGUCGAAAGAGAAGACUUCAAUAGAACCCUUACCGGAACACACUCCGAUCAGAAGAAUUAUCGCGAACGCGUUGGUGCUAUACAUCCAGGGCAUGCGCAAAUUGCUCCGUACGCUCACCACAUACGCAUCAUCCUCUCCGAAGAAGGAGAUCUGGAGAAGUUCACGCAAUUCUGUAAAAUUGCAGAACUUCGUCCUCCGUUCUCUGGAGUCCGUAUUGAAGCCAUCUGCCAGGAAUUUUUCACGAGCAAAAGACUGGCUUGGGUACAAAGAUGGUUGAUAUCAUUAAAAUCAGACUGGCCUGUAGCGUUUCAGAUCGAGGCCCUUCUUCGAAAUGGUGUCGCAAAUACAAAGGAACUCGAGGAUCUGCGCCCGAAUAUUGAUGACCUGAUUCGCUACCACCGACCAUCUGCCGCGGCCAUCAUGCGAUACUUUGUGAUAAAAGCUGCGGCUCGUCCUCCAGGUCAAAUGAUCAACGAGUGCUUCGAGCUAGUGGUAAGGGAGAGGCUCGGGAAUGUCCGUCCCGAGGCGCCUCCUGGCCGCUUUUAUUGUCAUCGUGUUACAGUCACUCCAACUCGGCUCGUCCUCGAGGGGCCUAACAUACUGCAAUCGAAUCGCGUCAUUCGCGAGUACGAAGGCUAUGAAGGCAACUUCAUUCGAGUCGAUUUUCGUGACGAGGAUCGUCUCCAGUAUCGCUGGGAUAGGGAAGUAGAUGGAGCGAGCUUCGUCAGGAACCGUGUCGGGGGCUUGCUGAAGGAUGGUUUUGAGCUUGCGGGAAAACAUUUUGAUUUCUUAGCAUAUUCUUCAUCUGCACUGAGGGAGCAUGCUGUUUGGUUCGUUAGCGCCUUCCAGCACGACACCAAAGGACUUGUCAACGCACACACGAUAAGGGGUAGCUUAGGAGACUUCAGCGGAUGCAUCCAUUCUCCUUCGAAAUAUGCUGCUCGGAUGGCUCAAGCCUUUACAGCGACAGAUCCAUCGGUCAAGAUCCAUCGGUCCCAGUGGUCGGUAAUGCCUGAUAUCGAAAACGAAAACGGUGUUAUGUUUUCUGAUGGCGUCGGUACCGUCAGUGAUGAACUUGGUGAUUUAAUCUGGAAAACUCUCUGCGAAGCUCGACGAGAUGGUGGUGCGCACGCAGUGAAACCUUCGGCGUACCAAAUCAGAUUCCUUGGCUUUAAAGGUGUCGUUGCUAUUGACAAGCAACUCAAGGGAAUCCACCUCUGCUUACGAGAAAGUAUGAACAAGUUCAAGGAUCGUGGGGAAGAAUAUGCUAUGAUAGAGAUUGCUCGCCCCGUCGUGAAACCUAAUACUCCUCAUCUUAACAGACCUUUGAUCACAGUUCUAGAAGACCGAGGUGCCUCAAAGGAAACAUUUAUGGAGUUGCAGCAAAAGGUUGUUGCGGAGGCACGCACCGCUCACGACUCGGUUGAUUUAUUUGCGGCACUCUUGGAAAGUCAUGGACUGUCUCAAUCUUUCCGACUGGCAUCGACGUUACGGAAACUUAAUACCUUCGGUUUAGAGUUGAGCCCUACACAUCUUCAGCAGAACAUCGACACCCCCUUUUUGGCGCAGUUGCGGGCUUGUGCCAUUAACCACGUACUGCGAGCAGUCAAACAUGAUGCACGCAUCCCAGUCCCUAACAGCUACAUGCUGAUGGGAGUCACAGAUGAGGGACCUGCUUACGAGAAAAAAGGCUACUCGAACGUCUUCAAGCUACCUCCCGGUAAGAUAUAUGCGUGUGUUCACAAACCAGGGGAUAAUGAGCCCAUAUGGCUUCAUGGGCCUUGUAUGAUCUCGAGGAGUCCUGUCAUACAUCCAGGCGAUGUCCAGCAGUCAUAUGCUAUCGGAAGGCCUCCAAGUGAUAAACUCUGCCUUUUUGCUCACCUGAAGAAUGUAGUUGUAUUUGCAUCCACUGGUGCAACUUGUUUGGCAAACUCACUCGGCGGUGGCGAUCUUGACGGCGAUCUCUAUGAGAUUAUACAAUACCCACCCUUGAUCCUCCCGGAUCAUUAUGAUCCUGCGUCUUAUCCUGCAGGGAAGCUCUUCAAGAUCGAACGUGAAAGCACAAUCGACGACGUGUGUGAUUUUGUCGUGGAAUAUAUCAACUCAGAUCUUGUGGGGCUUGUGUCCGACAAACAUAUCACUAUUGCAGAUCAAGCUAGCGACGGAUCGUUCAACGAGGCAUGCCUGAAGCUCGCAGGCCUUCAUAGCCAAGCUGUCGACUACCCAAAGAACGGAUGGAAGGUCGACAUUGAAGAUAUUCCUCGCAACCUCAUCCCCUACAAACCUGAUUGGCAUGCAGCAGAGGUGGAAUCUCCCCGACCGACAGAUUAUUACGAGUCAGACCGGGCCUUGGGCCACUUAUAUCGCAACAUCCAGCUCGACGAUGUACCCACUUAUGUUCCUCAGCAGCUAGAAAAGCCGCUGAGUGAUAUUAUAUCCGUUACACUUCGUCCUCUAGUCGAACGACAGCUAAAGCGUCGUGAGAGACCUUCGAAACUCAAGGUCUCAAUGAACAGCAUAUACUCCAUGUACUUCGACGAACUCAUCUACGUUGCAACCUGUCACACACUCUCACGAGUACCCGGUGCGCGCCUGCGCGAGGAGGAGAUCAUCAUUGGAACUAUCCUUGCCAAGUGCUCACAGAAGCGAUUUAAAACUGACCGAACAUAUGCAAUGAGAGAAUGCAUUUCAGUCCUCAUUCGCGAUGUUCGAAGCAGAAUGCUGCCAGAGAGUAUGUUGGACGCGUCGCCCGACGAAGUGCGGGAUGGCUUAGAGAACGGGUGGUCUGCUUGGGCGCUGAGUCAGGAGAAAUACAAAGAGAGUCACGAGAAGAAAAAAGAGGGUUAUGGUGCGCAAAGUUUUGGUUUGGUUGCGUUGGGAAUUGUGCUGGAGUGUCUGGAGCAGUUGCAGGAACUGCCCUCGGCGCCAGCUUAGGAUAUCAUUGUACAAUGUAUAGAAUUUUUACUUAGAGAAGUGUAACCCAACGGGAGU